Pseudomassariella vexata is the source of this 1487-nucleotide messenger RNA. RefSeq lists its product as uncharacterized. NCBI's taxonomy places the organism in Eukaryota, Fungi, Ascomycota, Sordariomycetes, Amphisphaeriales, Pseudomassariaceae. The transcript is spliced from 2 exons. Bases 159 to 1460 code for a protein of 433 amino acids. The record is from RefSeq and is a predicted model, not a curated record. Gene Ontology annotation, molecular function: DNA-binding transcription factor activity, RNA polymerase II-specific; zinc ion binding. Gene Ontology annotation, biological process: regulation of DNA-templated transcription.
GAUCUGUUGAAUAGUGCGGCUGCUUAUGCAGCAUGCCGGCUGAGCACCACUGCUGGUGUGACUUAUAGGAGUCCAGUGCUCCCAGGUCGCCUUGUCGAGUCUGCCACAAUCUUCCAUUCUUGGUAAUAUCGUGGCACGUCGUCGGACUUUACCCCAAGAUGACGGGUAUUCAGUACCGCAAGUCCUGUGACAUGUGCCACGUGCAGAAACUCAUCUGCAAACGCACUGGGGAUGCCGAUUGCGAACGAUGCAAGAGGGCUUCUAGGCCUUGCACGUCCAGUCCUUCACUACGUUAUGGGAAACGCCGUCGUGGUCAUCAAGACACAAGUGGUACAUUGGACACCAAGAAACCUCGUUUGAGUUUGCGUCCUAUAUCAAUCCAACCGACCACCAACUUGGUACCCAAUGAUUCAGCCACACGUCCAAUUACGCAGGAAAAAAUUGACCAAUAUGGCGCGGUAUCGUCUAUCGAUUAUGGAGCUGAGUUUGAGUUUGGCAAUGCAUUAGAGCUUGAAGGCUUCUGCAACCCUAUAGCACCGGCAUGCGAUACUCAGCUUGGUGUGAAUCCAGCAUUCGAAGAAUUCCUGGCCGAAGAAACCAGAACCGAAAAGUGGACUUUCGACUCGAUGAGUUCUUGGCCGCUAGAUUCUACAACCACAGCCAAUAGCCCGAUGCCCACGCCACCACAAAGUGACGUUGGCAUUUUCGUGGAACCGACUCCCUCCAGUGACCAGCUUCUCAACGCAGACGAUGAUUUAAUUGCCACGAACGGCAUUUCUAUCACAGAAACACAGAAUUGCAUUCCUUGGGAGCAAUCGGUCCACCAUAUCAACGCCAAGAUAUGCAGAAUGUUCGAUUUUGUCCACCGAGCCACGUCAAAUUACGGUAGCACUGCUGGCUUCACCCAAUCCUCGCGCUUUUUAAACCGUUUUUCGGACCUGCAGGAGCUUUCGGUUGAGGAGCUGUUUCAACUCUCAAACGAUUUCCUUCGGAUUCUGGACACGCUUUAUAAGUCAAAGGUAGAAAUGAGACAAACCUCAAGGAACGUGGACAAUCCUGACGUGGCAGGCUGGUUGUUGCUUUUAUCAGUGUACCUCCGAAUUCUGGAUGUUUACGAAAUUGUGUUCUCUCCACUUACCGAAUCUGGGGCUCGGGAUCAACUCUCACUAGAGGCAUCAAGAUUAUGGCGGCUUCCCCAAGUGAUUGUGGGUUCCAUGGAAAUUGAAUUCUCGCCGGAACUGCGGUUAUCCUUGAUAAUCAAAAUGGCAAAACAAUGUUUGGGACGAUUGAGCAACUCGGUAGCCCGUGUUUUCCAUGGUUCCCAGCAAUCAAGGGAACAUCGGGAAGAUGAGAAAUUGGAGCCUGGCGCUGAGAUAGUUGUCAAUCUGUUCAAAUUUGUAAGCAGGAGAGAGACAUGUAUAGACACCCGGCUACUAGAAGCCCUACACCAUGAAGCCUAACGUCAAAACUGGUACCUUCUAUACAAG